GGCAGCGCCCGGAACAGGACCGUUGCGAGGCGGCCAGUUCCAAGUGCGCUAGGGCGUGGGGUGAGCCGUGGCCCUAAACGCGAGGACCACAAGGCCCUUUGCGCUCGAGACCUGGAAUCCGGGCCGCGGCUGCUGGAAGCAGGCCGGCUCAGCGGGACCACGGGGACUGACCUCGGCCUAGAGACCAUCCCUUCGCGCGAAGCCUGCCGCGAGUCCUUGGCGUCCCCUGCGGCGCGCUCUUGGAGCCACUUUCCCGAGCGGAAGUCAGCCUGCGACUCAGGCCCUGGUGGGACCUGCUCGGAGGAAUGGCGCCGCCGGGUUCAAGCACUGUCUUCCUGUUGGCCCUGACAAUCAUAGCCAGCAUCCAGGCUUUGACGCCUACUCACUACCUCACCAAGCAUGAUGUGGAAAGACUGAAAGUCUCGUUGGACCGCCCUUUCACAAAUUUGGAAUCUGCUUUCUAUUCCAUUGUGGGACUCAGCAGCCUUGGUGCCCAGGUAGCAGACGUAAAGAAAGCAUGCACCUUCAUUAAAUCCAACCUUGAUCCAAGCAACGUGGAUUCCCUUUUCUAUGCUGCCCAGUCCAGCCAGUCCCUCUCAGGGUGUGAGAUCUCUAUUUCAAAUGAAACCAAAGAUCUCCUCCUGGCAGCUGUCAGUGAAGACUCUUCUGUUACCCAGAUCUACCAUGCAGUUGCAGCCCUGAGUGGCUUUGGCCUCCCCUUGGCAUCCCAAGAAGCACUCGGAGCCCUAACCGCUCGUCUCAGCAAGGAAGAGACUGUGCUAGCAACAGUCCAGGCUCUGCAGACGGCUUCCCACCUGUCCCAGCAGGCUAACCUGAGGAGCAUCGUGGAGGAGAUUGAGGACCUUGUUGCUCGCCUGGAUGAACUGGGGGGCGUGUAUCUCCAGUUUGAAGAAGGACUGGAAACAACAGCACUAUUUGUGGCUGCCAUGUAUAAGCUCAUGGACCAUGUGGGGACUGAGCCAUCCAUUAAGGAGGAUCAGGUCAUCCAGCUGGUGAAUGCCAUCUUCAGUAAGAAGAACUUUGACUCACUCUCAGAAGCCUUUAGCGUAGCCUCUGCUGCAGCUGCUCUCUCCCAGAAUCGCUACCAUGUGCCAGUGGUCGUUGUGCCCGAGGGCUCUCCUUCUGACUCUCGCGAGCAGGCUGUCCUGCGGUUGCAAGUCACCAAUGUUCUAUCCCAGCCUCUGAUUCAGGCCACUGUUAAACUAGAGCAUGCUAAAUCCAUAGCUUCCAGAGCCACUGUUCUGCAGAAGACAUCUUUCACCCCUGUAGGGGAUGGUUUUGAGCUAAACUUCAUGAAUGCCAAAUUUUCCAGUGGUUAUUAUGACUUCUCUGUCAAAGUUGAAGGUGACAACCGUUACAUUGCAAAUACUGUAGAGCUCAGAGUCAAGAUCUCCACUGAAGUUGGCAUUACAAAUGUUGAUCUCUCCACUGUGGAUAAGGACCAGAGCAUUGCACCUAAAACCACCCGGGUGACCUACCCAGCUAAAGCCAAGGGCCCAUUCAUUGCAGACAGCCACCAGAACUUCGCCUUGUUCUUCCAGCUGGUAGAUGUGAACACUGGCGCUGAACUCACUCCUCACCAGACGUUUGUCCGGCUUCAUAACCAGAAGACUGGCCAGGAAGUGGUAUUUGUUGCUGAACCAGACAGCAAGAAUGUAUAUAAGUUUGAACUUGAUACCUCUGAAAGGAAGACUGAAUUUGAUUCUGCCUCUGGCACCUACACCCUCUACUUGAUCAUCGGAGAUGCUACUUUGAAGAACCCAAUCCUUUGGAAUGUGGCCGAUGUGAUUAUCAAGUUCCCUGAAGAAGAUGCUCCAUCAACUGUCCUGUCCAAGAACCUUUUCACUCCCAAACAGGAAAUUCAGCACCUGUUCCGUGAGCCUGAGAAGAGGCCCCCCACAGUGGUGUCCAAUACGUUCACCGCUCUGAUCCUCUCGCCCUUGCUCCUGCUCCUUGUUUUGUGGAUCCGGAUUGGUGCCAAUAUCUCCAACUUCACUUUUGCUCCUAGCACGAUUAUCUUUCACCUGGGACAUGCUGCCAUGCUGGGGCUGAUGUAUGUCUACUGGACUCAGCUCAACAUGUUCCAGACACUGAAGUACCUGGCCAUCUUGGGCAGUGUGACAUUUCUGGCUGGCAAUCGGAUGCUGGCCCAGCAGGCAAUCAAGAGAACAGCACAUUAGUUCCAGAAAAAGAAAAGAAAUUCUGAAAACUGCAAUGAAGUUGAGAAAAGGAGUCAAGAAUAAUUCACAAUUUGAAAAAAAAAGGAAUGAAAAACAAAACAAAACUUUAUGUAAAAAAAAAAAAACAUUGAGAUUGUGGUUAUACUUGUUCUUCAGUUUCCCCAGCACAGAGCAGAUACCCGAGUCCAGACAUUACUCUGUUUCAUUGGCAUGGCGCCCUAGCUAGAUGGCUGUGAAUAUUCUUAACUUACCCAGAUGUUGGUUUGGAAAGUUGAAAUCUGUAGUCUGUUUUGGAAUAAAGAGAAUGAUAAUAGGAACAAA
Orycteropus afer afer is the source of this 2522-nucleotide messenger RNA. NCBI's taxonomy places the organism in Eukaryota, Metazoa, Chordata, Mammalia, Tubulidentata, Orycteropodidae. The record is from RefSeq and is a predicted model, not a curated record.